Messenger RNA from Prorocentrum cordatum, 234 nucleotides. Lineage: Eukaryota; Dinophyceae; Prorocentrales; Prorocentraceae. The record is from the annotation of a GenBank genome assembly.
GCUCCACCGCCUCUGGCGGCGGCUCCCUGUUCCCGACGGGGGGCGGCGCCGCCGCCUCGGCCAGGUUCCCGCCCAUCGACGCGGGCGGCGGCGGGGGCGGGAUGCCGGCCCACGGCGUCGGCAAGACCACCCAGCGGCACCGUGCCAACAAGGCCACCGCGGAGGGCCCCGGCGUCUCCCACAGGGCGGAGCCGCUGCAGGCGAUGCAGGCGGCGGGCCAGCCCAGCGCCGGAG